Molecule: messenger RNA, 3852 nt
Organism: Rhizoctonia solani
Lineage: Eukaryota; Fungi; Basidiomycota; Agaricomycetes; Cantharellales; Ceratobasidiaceae
Product: Reverse transcriptase (RNA-dependent DNA polymerase)
Exons: 1
Coding region: 1-3852 (1283 amino acids)
Molecular function (GO): RNA-DNA hybrid ribonuclease activity; nucleic acid binding
Source: RefSeq, a predicted model, not a curated record
AUGCACGCACUCCUCAACGAGCCGCUAUAUGAGUAUUUCAAUAUAUUUAUUCUCCAAGAUAUUUGGUGGGGCUGCAUUGGCUCCCAGAAAGACACUAACCCGGAAAAACAGAAUAUUUAUGGUACUGUCUCCUCUACUAACUUUCUAUGCAUUAUUCCUCCAGGCGCCAACACUGCCAAGGGGCCAGGGGUAGCUAUCUAUAUACGAAACAAUCAAGACAUACACCCACAAUUCUCAGACAUAUCCCCCAUUCACAAGGACAUUCUUGCCAUCGACCUCAAACUCCACAACUCACCGGUCACAAUAAUUAACUGCUACCCCCAUGGCAAGAGCUUCAAGGACACAGUGGAAGCAAUCACCAACAUCAACAUCCCCAUGGACAGACCAUUUAUUAUGGCCAGGGACUUCAACAUGCACCACCCAGAUUGGGCGCUCAAUCAAUCCAAGUGGGAACACCAUUGCCCCAACGCGCAGGAGAGACUAUUCAGGACAUACGCUGAGUACCAAGACCUCCACAUCCUUAACCACCUCAACCUCCCCACCCACAUUGUCCCCAGAUUGCACACUUCCAAUGCCAUUAUAGAUCUUACACUUCUUAACAGCCAAGCUGUUGACGCGUGGCCAAACCUCAACUGGGAGGUGGAAGCCCAGUCCUCAGGCAAAUCCCUUGGGUUGGACCACAUGGCCAUCACAUGGACCAUUGGCCCCCACAACCAAGCCAAGCCUGUUGGGGUCACGGAACCGUCCCCCAGGCACAUCAUUGACACCAGCCGCCAAAAGAAGUGGACCCAAGAAUACAUGCAGCAAGUCCAGAAGACCCAUCUCCCCACAGAUCCACGGUCGGCCAAAGAAGCUGAUAGGAUCACGUCCUUGAUCCUAGACGCCAUGUCAAAUGCCACCAAGAUGGUCAUGCCCACCCCAUUGCGUCAAAAGAAGCCUGGACCAGUUAGAUCCCCAUGGUGGACAGACAAGUGUUCUGAGGCCGUCCACAACCUCAAACACAACCCUGACCAGAAACCAAGGGAACAGCUGAGAGCAAGCUUGCGUGGCGCCAUUAGACAAGCUAAGAAACACAGAGGGGACAAGAUCCUGGCAGAGAUCUCCACCCAACGUGUCUUUGACGUUCUCAAAUGGUACCAAGGGAAGCGGCGAUCAAUCCUCCCCCCCAUCCAUCAUCCAAGUUCAGGUAUCACAGCCACCCAUCCACACGACAAAGCUAGGCACCUAGGGGCCCAGUUCUUCCCACCAGCCAACUCCCCGCACGUCACACUGGAACCCCUUGGCAUCAGAGAACACCCCAGAAGACCCCACCAGCCAAUCACCACCGCAGAAGUCAGAACUGCCAUCAACCUCACAUCAAACCGCUCCGCGCCAGGAGCGUUUGGUUCUAACUACUGCCUGCUGAAAUGGGCCUUCAACGCCUCCCCCAACCACUUUGUCACGCUGUUUAACUUAUGCCUGAACAUUGGAUACCACCCCACCGCCCUGAGGAACUGUAUUAUUGCACCUAUCCCCAAACCCAACCGCGCCAACAUGUCUACCCCAAAGAACUACCGACCGAUUGCUCUACUAGAAACCCUCUCCAAGCUCCUGGAAAAGGUUAUAACAGCUAGACUCAUCCACAAGGCUGGGGAACAUCAACUCAUUCCCCAAUCUCAAUUCGGAGGUAAAGACAUCACCUCAUGUACAGACGCUGGACUAUGCAUGGUACACGACAUCCAACUUGCCUGGAAAAGGAACAAGGCUGUAUCCCUACUCACUCUAGACGUAUCAGGAUAUUUCAACAACGUUGAUCACUCCAGACUCAUAUACACCCUUAGGAGACUAGGCUACUCGUCAAACAUAUGCAAAUGGCUAAAAUCAUACCUUAGCAAUCGCACUGCCCAAUUCCGUAUAGACGGCCUACUCUGCCCCCACUUCCAACUUCCAGACGUCGGUAUCCCUCAGGGCUCCCCUCUAUCACCCAUCCUCUCUUCACUCUACUCUAUCCCUCUUCUUGCUGCUUCUAUAGAUCCUCAAGCCCACUCCUUCGCUUACAUAGACGACUUUACCAUCCUCGCUUAUUCCCGCUCCCAUCAAGACAACAUCACCAUCAUGACCGACAUCAUCAAGAACAUUAAUCAAACUGCUAUCAAACUUGGCCUGGAAUUCGAACUACCUAAGUCUGACCUCAUUCAUUUCAUCCGCUCUGCUUGUACCCCUCAUUCCAAUCCAUCACUGACCUUUUCCCACUUUGGUACAGAUACUGUCAUCAGUCCAAAGGACGUGGUCCGAUGGCUGGGAUUCUAUCUGGACAGAAAGCUUAACUUCAAGGAACACAUCCAGACCAUGGCAGUCAAAGCCAGAGCUACCCUAGCUGGUCUCCGUAUGUUAGCUAACUCCCAGAACGGUCUCUCAGUCCGUCAUGCCCGCAUCCUGUUUAAGGCCAGUGUCACUCCGAUCCUGACUUAUGGGCUCCCUCUGUGGUUUCAUGGGCGCAGGCAGUUGUCGUUGCUCGAACCACUUAGGAAAGUCCAGAAUCAAGGUCUGAGAUGGAUACUUGGUGCUUUCCGAACGACUCCCACCAGAUGCAUGGAGCACCUCGCUUCAAUCCCUCCCCUACACAUUGCUUGUCUUAGAAUCAUCGAAAAUCUUGCUAGCAAACUCAGAUCCAUCCCCACACUAGCUGAGGUCGCGCGACGACUGCCACAGAGUUGGGACUCUUCCACAUCCCCCCAACCUAACCCCAAAUCUCCUAUUGCAUUCGCCGCGUCCCUCUCGCACCCGGACAUUGAGUUCAUCACACCGUACCUUGUUCACCCGUCGAAACCCAAUAACCCAUGGCCGGACCAACUCUCAAUCGAUGAGAAGCCACCAGGUGCCACCAAAAAUGCCGCCGCCAAGGUUAUCCAGAACGAGAUCGAAGAAGCCGAAAGCAACCCGAAUGGGAAUACCAUCCACAGUUUCUCGGAUGGCCACGCCGGUUCACUCAACGGCGUCCCCAAGAUCGGGCUAGGCUUCAUCGUAAAAUACGGAUAUCAGAUCCUAGCAAGACAAUCCUACAGUAUUGGCCCCCGAGCGAACAUCUAUGACGCGGAAAUGCUGGGCAUAGCCCUCUGCCUAAACAAAUCCGUGUCAAUUGCCGAACAAGUACAAGCCAAGCGAAUCAUCAUCUACUGCGACAACCAGGCGGCGGUCAAAACCAUAUCGUCCCUCCAGAGACACCCCGCACAAUACGCCGCCCGGAUAUUCCACCAACACGCCCAACGUUUCCUGGAGAAAGACCCGAACCACCACAUCACUGUCAAAUGGUUGCCUGGUCACUCCAAGAUAGCUGGGAACGAACUCGCAGAUGAACUAGCUAAGGGGAGCGAAACGCUCCAACCUACCCCCGUAUUCAACAGAACAAUCACAUGGGCCAAAACGAUGGCUACGAAACGAACCACUAGAGACUGGAAGAAAGUUUGGGCAGAACACACAAUCACUCGCCCAGACUCGGGCACCUUCAUCCCACGCCCCCCAGCACUCAAACUACACCCCAUAUUCAACCGCCCCACAUACCCUCGCAACGUACAAUGCCGCCUAGUCCAAUUCCUCACUGGACACGGCUUCUAUGGGGCAUACAGCGCUCGUUUCCACCCACACAUCGACCCCCAAUGCUCAUGCGGCGAACCAUCCCAAACGCCCGAGCACCUGCUCAUGUUCUGCCCGAAUACGGAGGAAUACAGACACAUCAUCACUGAAGCAUCACCUGAACGCUCCUGGGAGGAGUUAUUCGGAACACUGCCGGGACUGGAGGCAGUAUCUGAGUUCAUACUGAAGUCGGGCAUUGGAAAGUGUAGAGAUCCGCCGGCAACCGCUCAACCUCUGUAG